AUGCAUAUAUACAUACAUACAUACAUACAUACAUACAUACAUACAUGCAUAUAUACAUACAUACAUACAUACAUACAUACAUACAUACAUACAUACAUACAUACAUACAUACAACACACACACACACAGAGCUUUGUAUACAUACAUGCACACACUUAA
Molecule: messenger RNA, 159 nt
Organism: Angiostrongylus costaricensis
Lineage: Eukaryota; Metazoa; Nematoda; Chromadorea; Rhabditida; Metastrongylidae
Source: the annotation of a GenBank genome assembly